Cuscuta campestris is the source of this 3001-nucleotide messenger RNA. NCBI's taxonomy places the organism in Eukaryota, Viridiplantae, Streptophyta, Magnoliopsida, Solanales, Convolvulaceae. The record is from the annotation of a GenBank genome assembly.
CUUUAUUCAUUUUCUUAAGAAUUUUUCCAUUUCCCAACAGAAAUGUAUUCGUUUGUACUCCUCCGUCUCCUUUAGCUUUCUCCUGUCAAUUCAGUCCAACAAAACCACAAAACACUUCUCUUUCUCUCUCAAGAAGACCAACCUUCCAUUCCAUUCGUCUGGCGUGCAUUUAUUCAAGAAACAGAGCAUCAACAAUGGCGGCCAGUAAGUUCGCGACCAUGUUACAGAGGAACACGAACAAGAUCACAGUUGCUCUCACCUUCGCAGUCUUGGAGUGGACUCUAAUAUCCCUUCUCCUCCUCAACUCCUUGCUUUCUUUCAUGAUCGUCAAGUUCGCAGACCACUUUCGCCUGAAACCCCCCUGUUUCUGGUGUUCUAACCUUGAUCCCCUGUUCAGAACAUGGUGGAAGAAUCUCAAGAGCAUCGAAAACACAGAUCUUUUGUGCGAAACCCAUUCCAGGGAAGUCUCCAAAUUGGGAUUCUGCGAGACCCAUCACAGGUUAGCUGAAUCUAAGGGCAUGUGUGGGGAGUGUUUGGAUUUCGGGAUGUUUCCAUGGAUAAAGGAUUUGAAGGUGAUCCAUAGCGGGGAUGAUGCCUGUUCUUGCUGCGGUCUGAGCUUGGCUGGGGAUUCUGGGGAGGGUAAAGAUUAUAUUGUGAUCAAAUCUUCUUCUUGGAAUCAGCUGAUCAAAGAGGUGGAUCAUGUAGAAAUCUGUGAAAAAUCGAGUCUUGAAGGUUUUAGGGUUGAGGGUGAAGAAAUUUGUGGGGUAAAAGGAGGGCUGGUUCUUGAAAAUGGAAUCCCGGGGGCAAAUUUGGAAACGAAUUUGGGAGAUACCUCCAAACAUCUCGAGUUCUUCGUCGAUUGGAGCGGGCGUGAUCUGGUGCCGGUUGAACUGGUGGAUUUUACUGUGGAGGAAGACGAAGAUAGGCGGAGACUCGAAGAAGAAAAUGAAACAGAUGAUCUCAAAGAACAUAAAUUUGCAGUGUCUGAGUCCAUGGAGAUUGAUGAGGAUGAAAGUUCUCUGGGUUUUCACUCGAAUUCGGACUGCUUCACAGAAAGAAAGUGCUAUGAAUCAACAGAAAACAUUGUUGAAGUUCGAAUCUCCGAUUCUCAAGAACACCAAGAAAUAGAAUCAGAUACUACAGUUGCAGUUUCUGAAGAAAAUUCACAAAUGCAGGUGAACGAAACUGAAGCUGAAGUCUCAAUCGGGACUGAGAUCCCCGAUUUGGAUAUUGUAGAUGAAAACCCUACCAUUAGUUCUACAAGCUGUCUAGUUGUUCAUGAAUAUCAUUGUUGUAAAGAAGACCAACAUCAAACAUUGGAAUCAGUAGAUGGGAGCGGCGUGAUGAUUGAAGUUGAUGGUUCUGGUGCAACCGAAGUCAUUGAACGAUUAAAAUCAGCUUUGGAAUCUGAGCGAAAUUCACUCCAAGCUCUAUACAUGGAGCUGGAAGAAGAGAGGAGUGCUUCGGCCAUUGCAGCGAACCAAACAAUGGCUAUGAUCAACCGUCUCCAAGAAGAGAAAGCAAAGGUCCAAAUGGAGGCACUUCAGUACCAAAGGAUGAUGGACGAACAGGCAGAGUAUGACCAAGAAGCUCUGCAACUCUUAAACGAACUCAUGGUUAAACGCGAGAAAGAAAGACAGGAAGUGGAGAAAGAAUUGGAGGUUUAUAAGAAAAGGGUGUUCGAAUACGAGGCUAGAGAGAGGAGGAGAAGCGCAUUCUCUUCUGUUUCUUGUAGCAAUAGUGACGAGAGCGAUGGGUUAUCCGUUGUUGAACUUAACCAUCAUCAUAAUCAUCAUCAUGAUCAUCAUCAUCAAGAUGAGAAAGAGGAAGAGGGACUGUUCUAUAACACACCCAUUGAUGAAGUUUUAAACUUGGAUUACGAGGACGAGCGAGUGGCAAUUCUUGAACAGCUCAAGGCCUUGGAGGAGAAGCUAAUGAACAUGGAGUUUGAAGAGGUUGACGAAGAAAAGGAGAGACCGAAAAUCUUGAUCAGUUCAAUGGGGAAGAGUCUGCUCCCACUCUUUGAUGCCAUUAGUGUCGAAAACGGAGAUUAUGAUGAUACUUAUGAUUCAAAUAAUAAUAAUAAUAGUAAUCAUAGUAACAAGCGGUUUGCUGUUGAAGAGGAAUUGGAUUGUCUUCAUGAGAGGCUAUUAGCCUUAGAGGCAGACAGGGAGUUUCUGAAGCACUGUUUGAGCUCGUUGAAGAGUGGCGGGAAGGGGAUGGAUCUUCUGCAAGAGAUUCUCCAACACCUUCGCGCUCUAAGAAAUGCAGACCUUCGUGCCCGAAACGGAUGCCUUGUUUGAUUGAAUCAACACUUCAAAGAAAGAUUAUAUUGGCUACAUAGAACUGUGGGGGAAGUCCAGUGAGAAUUGGCAACAUCACAUGAAAAUCUUGCAUUAGAAAGGACAUGAAUGUGGGGGGCUCCAAGAUGUGAAAAGUCAUUUUAGUCCUCUUGGGAGACAACAAAUUAUGGUCUGCCAAAACUUUUGUUUUCUCAUGCUUUUGUUGUCACAAAAAAAAAUGUUUUUUAAACCCCAAUUAUUAUUGUUUGGUUGGGGUUGGGUCCAUAACCACACCUCCUUUUGUGGGAUAAAAGGGAAUGGUGAAUGAUUUGUGUGUGUUGUAGUGAAGUGUGUGAACCACUCACUAUUGUCUCUUUUCUAUUGCAUUACACAGUCCACUUGUUUAUUGUACACAAAAUUAGGUCAUAGAAAAAUAUAGUCCAUUUUCUUUUUAAUUCAAUUUUAUGAAUUUUGUGGGAGGGCGAGGAUAAAAUUGGAAUUUUCCUCUUCCUCCCCUUAUUUUCAUGUGUCACAUUUUGUGUUGUAGAAAAAUGUUACGUGUUCCUGAAAAAAGAAAGCACGAAGAGGAGAGUCUGAAUGUCCUGACUCUCUCUUUUUGGCAUUCUUUGUUUGGGCACGACGUUUCAAGAUUUGUAUACUGAUAAUAGAGUACAAGUUUGAAACUUUGGGUACAUGUUGAGGGGUUGUUUUGUUGAUAU